This is a messenger RNA of Carassius gibelio (silver crucian carp), 2781 nucleotides long. RefSeq names its product phosphodiesterase 5A, cGMP-specific, a (gene pde5aa). Lineage: Eukaryota; Metazoa; Chordata; Actinopteri; Cypriniformes; Cyprinidae. Gene Ontology annotation, molecular function: protein binding; 3',5'-cyclic-GMP phosphodiesterase activity. The record is from RefSeq and is a predicted model, not a curated record. Gene Ontology annotation, biological process: signal transduction. The transcript is spliced from 20 exons. The annotation marks the transcript as partial.
AAGGAGAGGAGAUUGGGAAAUCAGAGAGAUGGACGAAUGAGUAUCUGGGAUGCGGUGGAGCCACAGAUAUUCACCGGAGUGAGACGUAUGGCACGAGGAGACUGAUGGGAAAUGGGACAAGAUGACUUCAAAAAUGUGAGGGAUGGAAGACGGAGAGCAGAUGAAAGGAAAUGCAAAUGACGGACGGACGAAAAUACACUUUGGAGGAAGGCCGAGCAACUUCUACAUCUUCAUUUGGAGAGCAGAAAGGCGAGAGAAAACAUGCCAUGCCUGCAUUCGGAGUCCCUGCCUUCUUUGCCUGCUGAAGGGAGGUAUGGAGUCACCUCAGCCUGCAGGGGGUCUCAAGGGUCCAGAUCCAAGUCAGCCAAAAAGGGUAAGAAUGGAGAAAAGGGUUCGUGUGUGGAGAGGAAUGACAGAGAGAAAGAACAGCGUGUCAUCACCAGUGCUGGGUGGUUCUUCUCACCUCUCUGGACUCCAGGGGCCAAAACCCAAAGAAUGGGAUUCAGGAUGGGAAAGGACAGCGAGAAAGUGAAGGCAUGGCUGGAUGAUCAUUCAGACUCUGCCAGAUCUUAUUUUAGCAGAUCCUCAAGACAUUGGAUGCAUGACUGUGUAGAAAGAGCCCAAGCUGCCCAAACCCUCAUAACUGAGCCAAGAUCUAGGUGGACUAUUCUUGGCAGACGCAGGGUUUCCCACCCCCUGUGUGGGCCCUCUCGAGGACAUGUGCACCCUUCCACAAUGGAAAGACCACACUCCUGCCUUUCUGUCCAUCAGACUGAUGAUGCUGUGUGUCUGGAUCGGGCCUGGGGGCAUUCUACAAACUUUCCAUUUUCUCCUUGUGUGUCAAGGUCAAAGUGUUUGCCACAUUCUCUGAGCUCCCCAAGACCAGCAGGACAGUGUAUGAGAGGCGAGUCCUGUAACUUCAUGAUGCGACUCUUUGGUGGCCUGAUUAGACCUCUACAGAACAAAAUCAUCUGUCAGAUCCUACAGCAUCUUUCUGAGAUCACUCAGGCCCAGCGCUGCUGUCUCUCCAUGACAACAGUGGACAAAACAGGUGUUAAGUGUUUGGGUCCUCUCUUCCAAUCAGAUGAGGAGUCUGUCUACGGUUACACACAGGCAGAAUGGGACAAGUGCAUUAUGGGUUACGUGGUCAGCACUGGGAGGCCACUCAACAUCAGUGAUGCCCGUGAGGAUCCAAGAUUUCAGAUUGAACUGUACGAGAGGGAAGAGGACAGACCCACAAGUAUUCUCAGUGUGCCUAUCCUGAACCACAAAAAGGAGGUUAUAGGUGUUGUCAUGGCUGUGAACAAAAGCAGGCCAGGCACAUGUGUUGGCAGCUUUUUCUCAGAACAUGAUGAGAAAGUCUUGUCGUCACACAUGCUGUUGUUCGGACUGAUCCUGGAAAACAGCCAGCUGUGUGAAAGUUCUGAACAAGAGCGCAAACGCAACCAGGUACUUUUGGAAUUGGCCCAGCUGGUGUCACAUGACUACCCCUCAGUGGAUGACAUGCUCAUUAAACUGGCUGCUGUCAUCCUGCCAGUUACAAAAGCACAAUUCUGUACUGUUUUCAUCUCAGACGACAGCUCCACGGGGCCUUUCUCAAAGAUGGUCCAUAUAAAACAUAAAGAAAGCAGUUGCUCCGACCAGUGUUCUACAAAGGAUUAUGACGGCAAUGACAUCAGCUACAUGUAUGCCAUGCAUGUGCGAAACUCGAUGAAGACACUUAACAUUAUCAACAGAGCUUCCCAGAUUUCCAAAGUCUCUCAGAUCAGGAGUUUGGUCGGCACACCUCUGAGAGGCAAACAGAGAGAUAACAUUAUAGGUGUGUGCCAGCUAGUCAAUAAAAUGGCUUUCACUGAGACCGAAGUUUUUAGUCGAGCUGAUGAGCACUUCCUGGAAGACUUUGCGGUGUACUGUGCUCUAGGAUUGCAAAAAUUCAACACGGAGCAGAGGGCAGAUAAAACCAGAGCAAAGCUGGCUGUGACUAAAGAGGUCUUAUCUUAUCAAAUCUCUGCUUCACAAGAGGAACUUGAUGCAUUGGAGGAGGUCGUCAUCCCAUCAGCAGAUGUCUUCUGUUUACUGGAUUUUGGCUUCAGUGAUUUUGAUAUGUCUCAGACUGCCAUGACUCAGGCUGUUGUGCGCAUGUUCCUGGAUCUCAAUUUGCCCCAGGAGUUCAGCAUUGACCACAAGACUCUGUGUCAGUGGGUUUUGAGCGUACAGAAGUGCUACAGAAGCAAUGUGGUCUAUCAUAAUUGGAGUCAUGCAUUGCGCACAGCCCAGUGUAUGUUUGCCAUUCUGCAGACAAAGGAACUAAAGAGUAAUUUUAGCAGUCUGGAGGUUCUUGCUCUCAUGAUUGCCAGUCUGUGCCAUGAUCUGGACCACAGAGGAGUAAAUAACUCUUACAUAGAGAGGAGUAACCAGCCACUGGCACAACUGUAUGGUCACUCAUCUCUGGAGCACCAUCAUUAUGACAUGUGUCUUCUCAUUCUCAACAAUCCCGGCAGUCAGAUUCUCAGCUCGCUCUCAUUGAAUGAAUACAAGGCCUGUGUGCUGAUGAUUGAAAAGCACAUUCUUGCAACAGACCUUGCUGUCUACAUAGAGAAAAGAACUAAGUUCUUUAAACUUGCUCAGAGUAACAGCUGUCUUUGGACAGAUGAUGGACACAGAGAACUGCUUAGGUCAAUGCUAAUGACAGCAAGUGACAUAUCUGCAAUAACCAAACCAUGGCCAGUUCAGAAGCGGAUUGCUGAACUUGUAGCGACAGAAUUUUAUGCACAGGGAGAC